GAGGGAAAUGCACCGCAAAAAGGUCGCGGUGGCAGCAAGCCCAGAGGAGAAGAGCCACAGCGGAGAAGAUCCGCAGCGGCGGCCGGGGAGGGAAAUGCACCGCAAAAAGGUCGCGGUGGCAGCAAGCCCAGAGGAGAAGGGCCACAGCGG
This is a messenger RNA of Volvox carteri f. nagariensis, 150 nucleotides long. RefSeq lists its product as uncharacterized. The record is from RefSeq and is a predicted model, not a curated record. The annotation marks the transcript as partial. The transcript is spliced from 2 exons. NCBI's taxonomy places the organism in Eukaryota, Viridiplantae, Chlorophyta, Chlorophyceae, Chlamydomonadales, Volvocaceae.